This is a messenger RNA of Osmerus eperlanus (European smelt), 2888 nucleotides long. Its product is annotated as extracellular serine/threonine protein kinase FAM20C-like. The record is from RefSeq and is a predicted model, not a curated record. Gene Ontology annotation, biological process: protein phosphorylation; enamel mineralization. The transcript has 11 exons. Gene Ontology annotation, cellular component: Golgi apparatus. NCBI's taxonomy places the organism in Eukaryota, Metazoa, Chordata, Actinopteri, Osmeriformes, Osmeridae. Gene Ontology annotation, molecular function: phosphotransferase activity, alcohol group as acceptor. Bases 223 to 2031 code for a protein of 602 amino acids.
CAGACUGACAUACAGACAGACAGAGAGAGAGAGAGAGUGACAGACAGAGAGAGUGACAGACAGAGAGACAGAGAGAGAGAGAGAGAGGAAAGGGAAGAGAGCAAGCAGGUGAAGCAGAGCCUGUCUGCUUGCGCUCCGGAGAAAGAAAGAGAGGGAGAUUAGAAAGAAAGAGAGGAAGGAGAAAGAGCCAGGUAACCUUUAGCUUUGCUGAGCUGUGUCACCAUGAGGUGGUCCACCCGUCGUUGCUCCAGGACGAUCUGUCUCUCCCUGGCCUUCUCCUCCGUCCUCCUCCACCUCCUCCUCCUGUCUCUCCCCGUCUUACAGCCUCCCUGCGAGCCCAACCCGGCCCCCAGGAGCCAGUCCCUCCGUGCCCUGGGGGCCAACCACGUCUACCGAGGAAGCCAGGAUCACCUCGACUCCGGACCCCCAGAACCUUCCCACGCGUCUCCUGACAGAUGGCCCCUCAAACGGAUGGACGUUCAAAUUGAUCCGUUCCAGGUUCUUGACAUGGAAACGGCAGUUAAUAUGGAGGCGGGGCUUGAGGAGGCGGAGCUUGAGGAGGCGGAGCUUCAUGAGGCGGAGCUUGAAGAGGCGGAGCUUGAUGAGGUAGGGCUUGAGGAGGAGGCGCUUGAGCAGGAAGCGCUUGAGGAGGCGGAGCUUGAGGAGGCGAGGCUUGAGGAGGCGAGGCUUGAGGAGGCGAGGCUUGAGGAGGCGAGGCUUGAGGAGGCGGGGCUGUCUCAGCUCGAGGAACUAUUCGACCACCCGUUGUACAACCUGCCAGGCCCGCCCCUGGAGGAAGACGAUUGGCUGCUGAAAGUGAAACCCAAACUGAGAGCCAGUGAGAAGAGCUCGCAGAUGUGGGUGAGUAACACGGACGAUGGCUUCGAGGAGGUGAGGUGGAACAGCAGCGCUGCCAGCCACCCCCCCUGGCUGCGCUUCCACCUUGGUAUCUCCCGCUGGCAGCUCUACCCCCCCCACGACCCCAACGUGGUCCAGCUCGCCCUGCAGCUGGCCACACACCGCAUCGUCAGCGCAGUGCAGAAGACUGGAGGAACCCAGCUGAAGCUGAUGAUGUCGUUCCCCAACUACGGACAGGCCAUGUUCAAGCCCAUGAAGCAGGAGAGAGAUGAGGAGACCAACUACGACCUGUACUACUUCUCUGACUUUGAGAGACACAAUGCUGAGAUCGCUGCCUUUCACCUGGACAGGAUCCUGGGUUACAGGAGGGUUCCUCCGGUGGUGGGCCGGCUGGUGAACGUGACCUCAGAGAUCAGAGACAUCACCACCGACCACAAGCUGGCCCGGACCUUCUUCACUUCCCCCGUGGGCAACGUGUGUUUCUACGGUCAGUGCUCGUACUACUGCUCCACGGAGCACGCGGUGUGUGGCCGGCCCAGCCUGCUGCAGGCGUCCCUGGCCGCCAUGCUGCCCGACCUCUCCCUGGUCUCGCGCAGAUCCUGGAGGUCACCCUGGAGGAGGUCUUACAGCCGCAGCAAGCUGGCCAAGUGGGAGACAGAGAAGGACUACUGUGCCACGGUGAAGAAGACCCCCCCCUACAACGAGGGCACCAGACUUGUGGACCUGAUGGACAUGGCAAUACUGGACUUCCUCAUGAGUAACAUGGACAGACACCACUACGAGACCUUUGAGAAGUUUGGCAACAACACGGUCCUACUGCACUUAGACAAUGGCAGAGCGUUUGGGCGCCACUCCAAAGAUGAGCCAUCAAUCCUGGCUCCUCUGGAACAAUGUUGCAGGAUCAAGCGCUCCACCUGGCUGCGCCUACUUCUCCUCUCCCUGCCUCAGUUCCGCCUCAGCCAAGUCAUGAAGAACUCACUUUCCCAGGAUCCUCUAGCGGCCGUGGCCCCGCUCCUCUCAGAGCCCCACCUCGCCGCCCUCGACCGUCGCCUAGCGACCGUGCUGCGGACCGUGCGCAGUUGCCAGGAGCGACAGGGUCACAAAGGUGCCGACGGGGUCAUCUAUGAUGACAUCCCUCAAUAUAAGGACCAAGUCACCCCUGCAACAGAAUAGCCGGAGCCGGGGUUUUUCAUGGUCCAUCUCCUGGAGGAAGUGACAUCAUCAUCGAAUUUUGCAAUGGCGCUGGGUGAUGACAUCAUUACUGAGGAAUAGCAAUGACUCAGCAAUAGUUUAGUUGGAAGGAACCUCUCAGAUAUCAACUGCAGAUACAUAAUAUUAAACGAACCUUUCAGGCAAAGAGAUGCGAUAUACUGUCUGCAAUAAUGUUUGCUAAUGGUCGCUGGUAAACUUUUCAACAACCACAGUACAAAAAGGCAUCUGUAAGAAAGCUCACAAUUCACUAUGUUUGCUCUUAUUGCUUCAAUGACAGGCUAGUGACUGAGGCACACAUCUGUGUAUCCCAGUAGGCUAACACUGUCACCCUCCUCAACGUCCCAUUGGUCGAAACGACAACAUCCUGGUUACGAAACAGCCAUGACCCUGGUUGUUAGGGAGGUGUGUAAGCUCUGAUGAAAACAACACUUCAGGACAGUUUGCAACUGACCAUAUCAGGAAGGGUAUGAUGUUUCUCAACAGGAAAUACAAACUGUGUCUUUCUGCUUGUUUGGUAUGUUGUUCUUAAAUAUAAGAAGGGAAACGUGUCAAUGCAGCUUGGAGAUAUGGACCUGAAUUUGAUCAUGUUGACAAGAGACACAGAUUUAACUGACUGUGCUUGGUUUUGUUUUGUCAGCUGAUUCAUGUGGAAUAAUAAAAAUAUUUUGUAUUGUAUUCAAAUGUAUUUCUCUGAAAGUACAAUACCCACUCUGAUCCAAAUGAGCUCAAUAUUAGAAUAUGUAUUCUUCGGUCUGAGGCAAGCAAUACCUUGGUAUCCCGGAUGUUGCAAUAUCAAUGUUUUCCGCUCAAAUCUUUUC